AUGGCCGAGCUGAUCCUCUCAGCCGUUGGUGUCGGCAUCGCCAUCCCGGAGUUCGCCAAGACUGUCACCAAGAGCCUCGACUACCUCGCCGACAUGGGAAGAAAGUACAAAAAUGCCCCAAAGAUAGUGCAAGAGAUUUCUGUUUUUGCGAGAGACCUUGGUCAGGGCAAGUUGACUCUCGAUGUGAGCCUUGCCGAGUGGGCAAGCCGGCUCGAGGAUCUGAACCCAAAGUUCAAGGACAGCUUGCACGAUUACCUACAGCGACUUCAGGAAAGUGUGGUUGAGACUUCGGCAGCUAUCGAGAGACUUUACGAUAAAGAUGGGUCGCUGAAGAGGUUCUACUUCUCGACUAUUGGGGAGAGGAGAAUUACGAGGGCGGCAAAGAAGUUUCAUCGCUGGCAAGAGGAUUUCGUGCAAUUGAUUGAGUUGAUUGAGAAGGAAAAGAGUCUCACUCACAGAGAUCUUUUGCUUUCAAGCGACCAGCUCAUGAUUUUCAGCAAAGGCGAUGGCGAACACUUGUCACCAGUUCCCGACUCGCGCCGUCUUUUUGUGGCGAAGGGAGAGUACAAAAGCCAUGGCGGCGGCAUCAACACCAUCGAUAUUCUCGUUGAAAGACGGCCUUUGCCUAUCGAUGAGAUUUCGGUCGCCCGCGUGGCCUCGAGACUCAGCAGAGCCAAAUGCGACAGGGGAAUUUUGGCAUGUAUCGGUUACCGACAAAAGAAUGGCAUUGAGCUGCUCUUCCGGAUCCCUUCUUAUCUUCACAAUCCUCGACCGUUGAAUCAGAUCAUAGGCACUACUGAUAACGGGGAGAGAAUUCCAUGUUCUCUAGAGAGCAGGCUAGAGUUGUGUCAUGAGCUCUGCCGUGCUACCCUCUCUGUUCAUACGUCUAACUUUGUUCAUAAGAACAUUCGACCCGAAAACAUCCUUCUCUUCCGAAACAGCAACAGCACCCAGACUGCGAAUGGGUUUGGUUGCGAAGAGCUGGGGGUGCCGUUUCUCACAGACUGGUACAUGCUUCGCUCCUUUGAUGACCUCUCAAGCCGACGGGGCGUCAACGAUUGGGUUGAGAAUAUCUAUCGACACCCCCAACGACAAAGUCUUGAGCCCCAGGCUCGAUAUAACCUUGGGCACGAUAUAUAUAGUCUUGGAGUCACUCUUCUAGAGAUAUCUCUGUGGGAAUCCUUUGUCAGCUCCAAAGACCCCCCGGCAAUAUCCCGACGCUACAGAGAAACCGCGGUGGAAGUCGGGGGUUUCACAUCAAGCAGCAUGGAUCCAGCCAGAUUGUUUAGAAAACUGACUGCUGCGGCCCUUGCCCAAAGAGUCAUGGUCAAACUGGCGAGAGAGGAAGUUCCAUCAAGGAUGGGCACUUCGUUGUGUCAUCUCAUCGUGGCUUGUCUGACUUGCUUGGAAGGGGGAAUGGGUGAGGGGAAUAAUUUUGAGGACAACCCGAAUGAUGCGGCGUUGGGGUUCCAUGAGCUUAAUUGCAUGGAGCCGGCAUGGGUAAUUGACAAGGCGAUUUUCUUUUUCGAGCGAGCAUGUCGAAGCAUAUUGUUUAUUAUCGCGAAAUAUGUUAUCCAUGGCUGUCUUUCGGUUUCUACAAUGUAUUCUGACACUCAUCCGGCUAUGCAGCGCAACAUGUCGUCACCGGAUUCGCCAUCUCAAGAGACUUCACUGUACGACAAUCUUCCGAUGCACGGCCGCCAAAUUCGACUAAUCGAAACCACUUCUACAAACCCCGAAAUUGUCUGCAAACUCGAAGUUGUUAGCCUUGAAGAUGGGCCGGCAUACAGCGCCUUGUCCUACGUCUGGGGCGACCCUGAAAUCACCAGAAGCGUACUCGUCAACGGAAAACGGGUCAAUGUGGCGAUAAAUCUGGCAUCAGCAUUAGAGCAUGCUCCCAAGCACCUGGAGGAUGCCAAUGUGGCUCCUAGGCUUUGGGCAGACGCGCUCUGUAUCAAUCAGGGUGACCCGAAUGAGAAGAACCAUCAAGUUCCUUUUAUGAAGGAUAUUUACUCGCAAGCGGAAAUUGUCAUUUGCUGGCUGGGAGCGCCGGAUGAUAAGAUCCAUUGCGCUAUGGACUGGGUUGACGUGAUAGCUCGAGAAUGCUCGUUCACGGAUGAUGAUGAGAAUCUCCAAGAUGCUUUUCACAAUAUCAGUCUAAAGAAAGAUCCUGAAAGGGCUGGGGAUGUUGCUCAUGAGGUUCCCAACGAGGCGACCACUAUGGACAGCCCCGGUGCGACUGAUACUCUUGCAUCAUAUCAAGAGAGUCUUCAAAGGUUUCGCAAAAGACCUGUUCCAAUGACAGAAGGCUUGAAUUUGGCGUGGCUCGGCAGAUACCCUUCAUUUUAUGAAAAAGUCUAUGAGAGCGAAGGCGGUAUACAGGAACUCAUGCGCAUAUUCGGCAUACCGUAUUGGACUCGUGUAUGGGUAUUUCAAGAGGUGGCUCUUGCGAAGAGACCCCUUUUUGCUUGCGGAACCCGUUCUCUAUCCUUGGCCUCUCUCCAACAUCUCGCGCGCUGGACCAUGUUGCUAGGAUAUUACCCGGUCAUUGUCAGGCCCCUGUUCAUGCAUCCGGUGCAAUGGAAACUUGUCAGGUUUAUCUGUCGUCGUAUCUACCAGAUGCUUGAGUCCAGGCUUGAAGCACGACCCGCUGUAGGUCACCCUACAUGGUCAUGCUUGAAAGCCAGGGAUGCACAUAUUAUGCCAGAACCGCACUGGAGUCUAGCUUGUGACUUAGAGGCAAGUAAUCCGAAGGACUACUUUUAUGGGUUUCUGAGUCUGAGUUGCCUGAGACUCGUGCCAGACUAUAGCCCCAGUACGUCUGUCGGGAUGGUGUGUGGUGACUUCAUGGCCGAGUAUAUCAGGGCCUCCCGAGAAGGCUUAUUCGGCAUGACAUCUGGUGACCUGGAUAUUCUUGUCUUUGCUGGGGUAGGCCACGGGUGGCAGGAAUACCCCGGGACGCCCUCUUGGGCCCCUAAUCUUCCGGGAAUGAAGAGGAAGGAUGGGAAGGGUUGUCCAAUCGGCUCAUUCCGUCCCAUCAACUUCGAUCAUUUGUUUCUUCCAUGGUUCGAGAAGGCCAAGCUUGUCGGACCUGAUAUGCUGAGCGCCGUCUUAAUGCUCGACACGGUCCAAGAUCUAGGCCCCGUACGGGGUGAUUUGAGCGAUGCUAACGCUGGCCACGAAGCGCUAGCCAUACUCCCAUGGAUAGUGGAUUUUGCAACCAGCCGUCAGAAAUACGUGACUGGAUGUCACCCGCUGGUUGCACUGCACUCUAUGCUUCACUUCGAAUCGGGUAUCCAGGAACGUGGACCUGGUCUUGGCAUCCCAGACUUUGGAAAGACUACAAGCUUCGUUCAUUGGGUCACGUCACGAUACAAGGACGAAGUCUAUGACGGAGCAAGGGGCGCCGAUGCGCGGGAGCCCAGUCCAAGGACUGAGUAUUUCAAACGAUUGUUGGGGGGGCUGCCAAGAUUAGCAGAAACCAGUCUCGGGUAUGCCGGGAUAUUUCCUCUCCAUGCCAAGCCCGGUGAUGUGGUUUGUGUGAUGAACGGAUUACGUUACCCUGCCGUACUUCGAAAAGCAGAUGAGCAUUAUGCCUUUGUUGGAACAUGCUUCAUUCAAGGGUUUGAAUCUACGGAGCAGAUCCAGAAACUAGCGGAGAAGGGAGGGAAACGUGUCGAAACUAUCGUGAUUCGAUAA
This is a messenger RNA of Fusarium vanettenii 77-13-4, 3699 nucleotides long. RefSeq lists its product as uncharacterized. Gene Ontology annotation, biological process: protein phosphorylation. The record is from RefSeq and is a predicted model, not a curated record. The transcript has 4 exons. The coding region runs from base 1 to 3699 and encodes 1232 amino acids. Lineage: Eukaryota; Fungi; Ascomycota; Sordariomycetes; Hypocreales; Nectriaceae. Gene Ontology annotation, molecular function: protein kinase activity; ATP binding.